CUCCUCUUUCUUUCUGCUCAUAGCAGACCUAAGAUAAGUGUACUCUAUAUAUGUAUUUGGCUGUUUCACUUAUAUAGAGAUUUAUUACUGUAUUUUACCUCUUUGAGACCUAGUGUGGUACUAUCCCAUAGGUGAUUAGUACUCACAGGGCCAAGAAAUUUUCUGUCCUUUUUCCCCUGUAUUCUUUGCUUCCGAGAGCCGGAAACCUUCCGGUGCCGGUUUUCUCUCCUCUGUCGCCGCUUCGUCGUCUCUCUCCCGCUCAUUUCUUUAUCCUCUUCCCCUUCCCCUCCUUUCCCUGCGCCAUUUUACUUGAACCUUCUUCUCCGUCCGAGUUCGCGCGCGCGGGCUAGGGCGGAGCCUUCUCCUGGUUGGUCCGCUUCUCAUUGCGGCCGGCUCGGGAGGGGGCGGCGUUCGGCGUGUAGUUGAGAGGCGCUCCUGCGACCUCCAAUCAGGACCCAGAGGGACGUAGUCUCACGAGACUUCGUCCCCUGGGUUCAAGUACUCCGGGCUUACCUCACACCACAGCGCCAGUGCAACGCUAAUCGGUGUGGAGGUCGGAGCCUGUUCUAUCAGUAGGUUGUAGAAUUUUGUAACAUAUCUAACGGAAUUUAUUCCGCCUUAGAUUUCUAACUGUGUCUGACAUCGGUCCCCCUCAGAGUCAGUUAUUUAUCCCAAUUAUCAGUUUGAAAUCUUUUAUAAGCUACCCUAUAUCCUAAGUUAGUAUGGCUGAGGAACCCUCAUUUGUCCCCCUCAGAGGGGAGGGUCCUUCCCUGGAUGCAGCACAAUUUAUGACUGCCACCCAGAUCCAGGACUUAAUUAAUAAGUCGGUCCAAGCGGCCCUGGCCUCAUCCAUAAUGCCCUCUGGCCUGCAACAACAGGUUUCCAAUGCCUCGGUUCCCCUUCAUGGUGGAGAUCCACAUGUUAAAAAGGGCAAGGCUUCCCAUAAAAGGAAGCACACCUCCGACUCCCCGGCAGGGGAAGAUAAUACUAUGCUCCAGACAGUCCCUACCCCGGUCUGUCAACCCCAGCAUCCCUCUGACUCCGCUCGACCCCUGGGCCUCGGGGAGUUACAUAGCAAGAGGCGUAAGUCCGCUAAGCGCACUAAACCCGACUCCUAUGUGGACUCCUCUACUGAGGACUCUUCGGGUUCAUCUAAUGAGUCUGAGGACUACGAGUCAGACCCCAAUAUUGAACAGGAUGCUUGGGAUACGGCGCUCGACACCGACGCCAACCCUGCCACGCAGGGCAAUGUUAUCCUGGAUUCCCUAGGAGAACCCCUUUUUCACCCAGACGCGAUCUCCCAUCCGAGAUCAGGCGACUGGUCUCCACUCCCCCACGUGGCCCAAUAUAUAGAGCUUUGGGCUCGUAAAUCUCUGGAUAGGUCCAGCCGUAAUAAGCUGAGGGCGGAAUGCCCUAGACCCUUUAUCCCCAAUAAGGUGGUGGCUACCCCGGAGGUGGACCCCAUCCUGAUGAAAUACUUAUUAAAAUCGGGUAAAUUUCCUAAGAAGGGAAUAGAACGUUCCUUCAAGACCAUACAGGAGCGUAUCCUUGAUUUAAUGGGUCCCCUCACUAAGAUCCUUAAUUUAGCCGAGCAUGCUGCGGCGUCGGACGAACCCGUGGACGUCCGUCAGCUCCGUGGCUGGGCCCAGAGAGCCAUUUGCCUGGCAGGUACUGCCAACACCACCUGCUCAGUCGAGAGACGCCGGUCGAUCCUGAUGCGACUCGACCCGCAACUAUCCCAUUUGGCCGAGACCGAACCAGGUCCCUCGGCAGCAGGCAUGCUUUUUGGAGAUAGUUUGAUGAAGGAUGUCAACAGAUUUGUCGGCCUUUUUACCGGCUUGGAUAAGGCCCAAACUUCCCUAAAGAAAUCGGGGUCCAGUAAAAUUUUUCCCCGGGCCGGCAGAAGUAGAGGCCGAUCUGCCGGCCGUUCUGCUCCCUACAGGCCACAGGGCAGACCAGUUGCCCAAUACCAUUAUUCCCAGGCUCCUCCUUCCUACACCGUUCCAGUGGUCCAACCAUCCCCAUUCUUCCCUCCUCGCGGUCGACCCUGGAGAAGUCGUGGCGGACGUGGAUACCCCCGCUCCCGUCCUUCUACCGGAUAUUGAAAGCAGAGGCGGUUUUCCUGAGUUCGGAUGACCUGUUUGGUUCCUGCUGUUUGGUUCCUCUACAGUCCCCGUUGGGACGAAGCUGAACAUCCCUUUGCUCCGGGUUUCUGCUGCUCCGGGCUGAAAGACCGAAGGUUGCUGUUCGUCGAGGAUGCCGGUCUGGAGUUCUGCCUUCUGUGUGGUUCUGGUUCGCAUUAAGAAAGAGGAGGAUCUAUAUGUGGGCAGUCCUUAUAUAGUGGCUACAGACGAGGAGUGGCUGCUGUGGUCCUAGGACUGCUGGGAGUUGAAGUUUUUUCUGUUUUUUGAAUUGAUUACUGAAUAGUUCUGCUAUGGGCAUUAUUAAAGAAAGAAUAAUGCAUAAGAUACUCGCCUCCUGUCUUCAUAUAACUAAUAUUUUCCGUCACAAGCUAGGAAAAUCUCGAUUUAUAUCCUGUAUUAUACCCCAGAGCUGUACUCACUAUUCUGCUGGUGAG
Messenger RNA from Hyla sarda, 2578 nucleotides. RefSeq lists its product as uncharacterized. Lineage: Eukaryota; Metazoa; Chordata; Amphibia; Anura; Hylidae. The transcript has 2 exons. The record is from RefSeq and is a predicted model, not a curated record. The coding region runs from base 723 to 2105 and encodes 460 amino acids.